AUGUCUUCAGAGGCUGGUCCUUCACACGAAGACACAUUGAAUUUGUACAAGAAAAUGCUCUUGGGAGGAUCAGCUGCAAUCAUUUCGAAGACAACAACUGCACCCAUUGAUCGAGUUAAACUCAUUUUACAGGUUCAACCGACAAGCACCGUUUCGUUAGCUCAAUAUGAGGGAAUGCGGGAUUGUUUCAGAAAACUAUUUAGAGAACAGGGUAUUCUAUCAUUAUGGAGAGGUAAUUCAGCAGGAGUGGCUCGAUGUUUUCCCAACCAUGCUUUGAAUUUUGCAUUUCGAGAUGUAUAUCGUACAAUUUUUUUGAAAAAUGUCGAUCGAAAUCAAAAUUUUGGACGCUUCUUCUUUGGCACUGUAGCUGCAGGUGGAGCUGGAGGAGCAACAACUUUGAUCAUCCUCUAUCCAAUGGAUUUUGCCCGAACAAGGAUGGCUGUGGAUUGUAAACGUGAUGGUUCUAAAAGAUACAAAAGUAUGACAGAAUGUCUCUUCAGAAUACAGGAAAUCGACGGAUAUUUGAGCUGGUAUCGUGGAUUUUGUGCAUCACUUUAUUUCGUUGUUGCUUCAAGGGCUGUUUUCUUUGGCCUUUUCGAUACAAUUCGAACUCAUUUCACUCAUCGAGGCGAACAACUAAAUUUUGUGUUUACGUGGAUGAUAGCGCAGAGCUGUUUAAUGGUUUCUGGACUUUCUUGCUAUCCAUUGGAUUCGGUGAGAAGAAGAUUAAUGGUUCAAGCUGGAAAAAAACGUAAACAUUACCGGGGAACUAUGGAUUGUUGUCGAAAAGUCUACAGAUCUGAAGGCUUGUACGGUUUCUACAAAGGAGCUCUCACAAAUUCGCUAAGAUCAACAGGCGGAGCUCUGAUCAUCACACUUUAUUAUGAAAUGAUCAAAUAUCUA
Messenger RNA from Mesorhabditis belari, 903 nucleotides. The record is from the annotation of a GenBank genome assembly. NCBI's taxonomy places the organism in Eukaryota, Metazoa, Nematoda, Chromadorea, Rhabditida, Rhabditidae.